AUGGAAAUGGGAAAAUGGACGAGUGCCUGCCACCUGGAGGCUGGGAUGAGCAAAGCAAAAUUUGGCAAUACGAAAGACGAACCUUCAUUAAUCUGGGCCCAGAGUCCAGACAUACCAGAUGAACCUAGUGACUGGCCACAAGUCUUGCGUGCAUUUAUCACUCACUGGAACUCAAGGCAAGAUCCUCCUCCUGAAAACCACGCAUCCAGUGAACCUUCCGCUGGUGGAAGUUCGGGCAGACGCCGUGGCAAAAUUCGUCGGUUUCUAGGAAAGGUUAAGAAUGCAACUAAAAAGAUUUCUCACUCGAAGGAUUCUCGCGGCCGUGACCCUGUUUUUCUCAACGUUGAUUGUGAAGGUGCCUCACCGAUUUCGGAUAUCAAGGUUCAGGAUACUCCCUCUGGUGCCGAACAAGGUGCCGAUCCCCAAUUGGCACUUCAGAACGCCAAAGAGGUUGUCAAAGACAUGAAUCUACUUUCGGGAGCUGUGGGAUCUGGAGCAUCCGCAGCCCAAAAUGCAUCAGCGGAUCUCGAGGAUGCAUAUAAUUUCCAGGACACAUAUCUUCAACCCCUCAGGAUAUUCGACAGUGUUAUUGGAAAGCUCGCGGAUGUACAUCCAUAUGCAAAGAUUGCACUGGGCGUGCUAUCUUGUGCAUCAAAA
This is a messenger RNA of Suillus subalutaceus, 657 nucleotides long. RefSeq lists its product as uncharacterized. The record is from RefSeq and is a predicted model, not a curated record. NCBI's taxonomy places the organism in Eukaryota, Fungi, Basidiomycota, Agaricomycetes, Boletales, Suillaceae. The transcript has 7 exons. The annotation marks the transcript as partial.